Molecule: messenger RNA, 465 nt
Organism: Oncorhynchus mykiss (rainbow trout)
Lineage: Eukaryota; Metazoa; Chordata; Actinopteri; Salmoniformes; Salmonidae
Source: RefSeq, a predicted model, not a curated record
AUGACGUCGGGUCCGGAAGCCGCUACAGGCUCUCAUGCCUCAGCCGGAUCGCCAGACUCCACUGCUUCCACCGGCUCGUCAGGCUCUCAUGCCUCAGCCGGAUCGCCAGACUCCACUGCUUCCACCGGCUCGUCAGGCUCUCAUGCCUCAGCCGGAUUGCCAGGCUCCACUGCUUCCACCGGCUCCCGGAUCGCCAGACUCCACUGCUUCCCCCGGCUCGUCAGGCUCUCAUGCCUCAGCCGGAUCAUCAGGCUCCAUUGCUUCCCCGGCUCGUCAGGCUCUCAUGCCUCAGCCGGAUCGCCAGACUCCACUGCUUCCACUGGCUCGUCAGGCUCUCAUGCCUCAGCCGGAUUGCCAGGCACCCCUGCUUCCACCGGCUCGUCAGGCUCUCAUGCCUCAGCCGGAUCGCCAGACUCCACUGCUUCACCGGCUCGUCAGGCUCUCAUGCUUCCACCGGCUCGUUAG